This is a messenger RNA of Stylophora pistillata, 2489 nucleotides long. Its product is annotated as beta-1 adrenergic receptor. Gene Ontology annotation, biological process: chemical synaptic transmission; G protein-coupled receptor signaling pathway, coupled to cyclic nucleotide second messenger. The record is from RefSeq and is a predicted model, not a curated record. Gene Ontology annotation, molecular function: G protein-coupled serotonin receptor activity; neurotransmitter receptor activity. Gene Ontology annotation, cellular component: plasma membrane; dendrite. Lineage: Eukaryota; Metazoa; Cnidaria; Anthozoa; Scleractinia; Pocilloporidae.
UUGUGUUCGCAUAAAACAAAGCAUGGAGGCCAAUUUUGUGAAGGGGUGUUUAUCAUUACUUGAAAAGCGAAGACACUCGAGGACGUGAUAAACGUUGAAGUGAAAUUGAUCGUUCAAUUUUUCAGUCUUGUUGGUAUAAGGUUUGGGAUUGUUUUCAUAAGAUAACGGAACACUUGUCAGAAGAGUUGGUCUUUAUCAUAUUCUGAAUGAAAACAAGAAUCCUUAAGGCUAGUUCUGCAACACUAACAACGUCAAAGUCAACUUUAAAACUCCAGUUGCGGAUUUGUGGACUUUUUCAAAUGAAGGUCAUGAUGACGAUUUUGCGAGUGUAAAGCAUGUUUCAGUGUAAGUGGCAAUGUCUUUAAUUUAACAGAGAGAUCUUAAACGAUGGUGCUUGAAAUGUCUUGGAGCUCAGCUCUCCAGAUAUUAUUUUGCGUAGCCCUCAUGUUUGUGAUCAUAACCGGAAAUUCUUUUGUAGUGGCGUCGUAUUUUUCAAACGUUAGACUUCGCACUGGUACUUACACAUUUCUGGUAAGUUUCGCUAUAUCGGAUCUGUUGGUAGGAUGUGUGUCUCUGCCUCUGUGGAUAUAUAUCAGACUGAGACGCGUACAAGAUGGACCUCUGUCUACGUUUUUCAUCUCCUUCGACAUCUUAAGUGCGCUGGCUUCAAUCUUCCACCUGACAACCGUUAGUCUGGAAAGAUGGCUUGCCAUUUCGCGCCCGUUUAUUCACGAGGCGCUCUCCACGGCACACUACACAAUAGCUUUAUGCGGCGUUUGGACGACCGCUUUAGCGAUAGCUGCGAUUCGACCUGCUUUGGAUAACUCUUUGAGUAACACAAAGAAUAAUCCGCACAGGAUUUACACUCCGUUUUUGACGUUCGUUGGUUAUGUUGGGCCAGGAAUUCUCGUCAGCGUCGUCAACAUUUCCAUUUUCAAGGUGGCUCGGACGCUGAUCUCUAAUCUCCCAACGAUAACAAAUCAGGAAGAAAGCAACAAAAUACGCAAGAACGUAAACAAACAACGCCGCAUAGCCCUUACGCUGACAUUUAUGACUGCGCUGUUUCUCGUUUCUUGGUUGUCCUUCUUCACAGUAAGCACUAUCUCAGUGUUUUGCAGAGAGUGCUUUCCUUUCCACGAACUCUCGGGUUUUCUUUUGUUUUCCAAAUGGCUUCAGUAUAGUAACAGCGCUAUGAAUCCAUUGGUGUACGCCUUCCGCGACUCAGAACUGCGAAAAACGUUUGUGAGGCUUCUAGGCCGGUGCGGGCGCGGAGCGACAAUACGACAAGCUCUUCGAGUGGCUCCUAUGAACAUGACCUUGAACGAAGGAAGCACGAGAUUCCGAACUUGUCCUACAACAAUGCUCAACGAAACCCAGGUUUAAUUAGAGAUUCAUCCAAACAUUUAAAAACACCAAAGUGUUGUUUAUUAACAACUUCCUUUAAAAACUACGUUUGCACGCACAACUUCAGUCGGUGCGGCCAACCGCCGGCUGAAGUGCUUUUGUAAAUAAAUCAUGCAUCGGGCACUUGAAGGUUCUUUUAGAGUCGCACAUUUUUUCAAAAACUCUAGUAACGAUUGUAAUAUCAUUUGAUAACUGAAGAAUUAAGGGAGUAACACGCCAGGUAUUAUUUCAGUUUUGUGGAUAUGCGAUUCCUUUGUAAGUUUCCAUUUCAACCAUCUAGAGAUCAUGUUGAUGAAAAUAUAAUAAGAUCAUCAAAGGGGACACUUUUUUUAAUGAAUAUCAGGCUUUUGAGGAGAAGAAUUGGAAAUCAAAUAAGAACUUGCCACGACACACGAACUCAUUUCAUUCUAAAUGCAACUUUGUACGGAAUAAGAAUUGAAGACUCUUUAUAUCCUCAUUGUAAUAUCAUUUCUUAUUAAUUUAUUUUGAUAUCAUGGCAUCAUCCUGAAGCUUUUUGCUAAAGGUUAUGAUUUAUAGCGCGUUCUGAACUGAAAUUCUACCUAAGCUCUAACUGAUCGUUCGUAUUAGCUAGUAAAAGAUUGACAACUAAUCCAGUGUGUCAUAAAAGAAACUAGCUAUAGUUCUCCUUGAUUAGUCCAAAAUUUCUAGCAAUUUCUGAUAUACAGUUCUCAGAAUUUGGUAUAUUUUUUUAAGCCCAAAUGUAACUCAAUCGAUUAGGUAACAAUCUUAGUUCUCAAAACUGGUAUCGAUGUCAGCGUAUCAGAGAUGCAGGGAGACGUAGCGGAUCAGAGUGGGAGUGAGGGAAGUCAAAAGCUUCUCAUUCUGAAACAGACAUCGACUCUUUUAAAAAGACCCCAUUAUCGAAAAAAAAAAAAGGGAACAUAGCGUAGCAGUAAUAAUGAAAAUGAUGCAUGGUCCCUGCAAGAUUUUGGUGGGGAAAAAAAUCAGCUAGGGCUGAAUCAAGAAUGUUGUUAGAAUAAACCGAAUGUAAACAAAGGCAACAGGAACAAAACAGAUAAAAGAAAUAACCAAAGAAACACAAAAUAAAUCGACAAAAAAAACAA